GUUCAUAGUUUUAAUUUUGAUUUAUUAAUGAUAUCGUUAUUUUAAUGUCCGAUUCAAAUCGAAAAAAACGAUCAAAAUCAAAAUCUGUCAAGCUCAGAUUGAAUUCACUCAUUGGUAAAUUUAAAUCUGGACCUAAAAAAUCAAUGACAUUAUCGGCAGCUAUGCGUCCAAGUAGUCGUGAACAAUCACGAUCAUCUUCAAGAUCGAAAUCGAGGUCGAGAUCAAAAUUAGACAGUAUCGAUGUUAGAUUAUCGCGAUCACAAAUAAAGCUAAUCGCAGAUCUUGUCAGUAAAAAUAUAUUCAAAUUAUUCGUAUGUUCUAAACAUCAAAGAAUAAUGCGUAAAGCACGAAAAGAGAAAAAAAUACAGACAUGUUGUAUGACAGAUCAUAUUGCCCAUUCUGUUAUUCAACUUCAGCUGCAACAAGAACAGCAGCAAAAACUUCAAUUUCAACGUCCACAACAACAACAACAACAACAACCGCAACCUGUACAAUCAAAAGUCAUACCGACACCUCGCAGCCGAACACCACGUGGCUUAAUUAAGCUUAUCAAUUCUAGUUGGUUAAAUUUAUUGACAAAAUCUCCAAAAGUACUGAAACGGUCAAAAUCAAAAAAAUCGAAGCCAAGUCGACGAAAAUCUCUUCAAAUCAAAAGUAUAUCGAAAUCAAUUUUAAACAAGCAAAGUCUUGAACAGAAAUCAAAACAAAUAGAGGAAAACAGUCAGCAGUCGGUUAACAUAUUGAUUCAAGUAGAAAGCGAUGCCAAGCAUAACGAUGAGAACGUCAAACCGACCUUAGAAAAAAGUGAACAGGAUAUUCCAGUUGCAAAAAGUGAUCAGGAUAAUAUUCCAGUCGCAAAAAGCGGACAGGAUAAUAUUUCAGUCGCAAAAAGCGAACAGAAUAAUAUUCCAGUUGCAACAAGUGAACAAAAUGAUAUUCCGGUUGCAAAAAAUUCAAACGAAAAAAGUUACGAUUCCGAAACGUCAUCUAGUACUGAAUCUCAAUUAGAAAAAGCCAAGGAUUCGAUAGAAAUUCAAUUGAAAAAAUUGGAAAAAAUGGAUGUAGUUUUGAUGAGAACAUUGAUAAAACCAAGAACAAUGUCUGAAUUGUUUGAUUCGAAAUCGGCUAAACAAUCACAAGACGAAAUAUCUCCACUAAUUAAAAUGAAUGAAAAAUCCGAAAUGAUCAUUUCAAAAAUUCAAAAACCUAUCAAAUCAUCAACAGGCAAUGUGGUCGCAAAAAAAGAGCUGAAUUCAUUAGAAAAUCCUGAUACAUCCUAUAAAAUUCGAUCAUUGAAAAAAAUUAACGAUAAAGAUGACAGCAGCAAACUGAAUUCAAUGAAAAUGCUUAUUACAACUAAUGAUUCAAUUAUCAAAUCUAAAGCUAUAUCAUUAUCAAAAGUUCAGCUAAAUUCCGAAGGUUUAAAAAAUAAAAAUUUACAAAAUGAUAUUCAUUUAUCAUCAUCAAAACUUUCAACAACACCAACAAAAUCGACAUUACAAUCAUCCGCAAGCAGACUCAAAGCUAAAAAUGUCGGUAAAACAAUUUCGUCAUUUUCAAUCAGUAAGCAAAUGUUAUCUUUAUCACGGCCAACACCUUCGCCUUUAAGGAAAUCAAUGAUUCAAAAAGAUAUUAAAGUUGAUAGGAAAACAAAUAGAAUCGAAUCGAUUCUAAGCAAAAACAAACAACAACCACAAUCUUCAACAAUGAAAAAAGAAGAAAAUGAAAAGAUUUUCGAAAAACAAAAAAGUAUCACCAAAGAUGAUAAUGAUGAUUAUGGCAAGCCGCCUAAAUCACCAGAACUAUUGCGUUUCUCAUCCGGUUUAGUUUCAACAGGUGCUAUUCAUUUGGAAGAAGAAUCCGAAUCCGAAUCCGAAUCAAAAUCGUCCAGCAACGAUUGCGAAAAAAGUUCUAAUGCACAAACCAUAACGAAAAAGGAAUCCAGUUUUACAGAAAAAAAUGUCCAGGAUCAUCAACAAUCUCGGCCUUCAACAGUUCUGGACGAAUCAAACCAACAAAGUUGAUAUUUCAUAAACUUUCCGUAAUUUCAUAUUAUUAAACAAUAUAAUAAUAAUCGAAUUUUAAAAAUAUCCGAAAAAU
Molecule: messenger RNA, 2100 nt
Organism: Dermatophagoides pteronyssinus (European house dust mite)
Lineage: Eukaryota; Metazoa; Arthropoda; Arachnida; Sarcoptiformes; Pyroglyphidae
Source: RefSeq, a predicted model, not a curated record